Brassica napus (rape) is the source of this 1545-nucleotide messenger RNA. RefSeq lists its product as uncharacterized. The transcript has 5 exons. Gene Ontology annotation, biological process: protein desumoylation. The record is from RefSeq and is a predicted model, not a curated record. Gene Ontology annotation, cellular component: nucleus. NCBI's taxonomy places the organism in Eukaryota, Viridiplantae, Streptophyta, Magnoliopsida, Brassicales, Brassicaceae. Gene Ontology annotation, molecular function: deSUMOylase activity. Bases 1 to 1545 code for a protein of 514 amino acids.
AUGUUUAAUGAUCCUGGAUGGGAGUGGACCAUGGAAUGCUGGCCAGUCACCGGUACUCGCAAGGUUGUGAAGAUGGAAGUGAGUCCAGUGAAGAAUGAAGUGAGUCCCGUGAAGUCAGAGAGUGUUGUGAAGGAAGAAAGUAGCAGACCUCGGAAGAAAGCUCGUAAAAGGUCUUCUGUUUCUGCUGAGACACCUGCGGCGGGUAGUGAAGGGAUGACGCAUCAGCAGAUUGAAAAAAAUACAAUCUCCGAGGAUUUUCAGGUGGAGCUCAAGUUACUGGCGGAUAGGAUGGUAGCUGUGGAGAAGAAGGUGGGAAUCACCAACAGAGGGGGUUCAUCUGAUGAUCGUCAACUUACAACCACUUCAAAUCCACCAAAACCUGUUGAAGAACCCGGCGUUAGUACCAAAACCUCUCCCAAAAUUGCAGAGAAGAGAGUCACUAGGCAAAGUAGUGAAAGUGUGAAUGGGGCGAAAGCAGGACAGAAGGAAGCCAAAGAACCGAGUCUUACUACAGAACCGAGUUCCUCGAGAGAGCUCUGUCUUGUGAGUCCUGCAGACAACUUACCGAGUGAUGAUCCUAGCCUUCUUAUAUUGGAAAAACAAGUUUCCACCGCUUCAGAUUUACUCGUUGAAGAAGCUAGAAGGCAGACAAAGAAGGAGACUGCUUUGGUGAAUCUCCGUAAAAAAAGUGUGCGAGAAAGGAAGCUUGCUCCCACACAGCAAACUCCUUUUAAGGGAAACAGCACUGCCAAACAGAUCAUUCCAAACAAACAGGUUGCCGGAGGCUAUGAUCCUUUUGCACCCUAUGACAAGAUGAAGUCGAAGGAGCUCACUGCAUGGCAAAUGGAUGCUUUUAUUAAUCUACUGAGGCAACGGUACCAAAACCAUCCAGAACAUUUCAGGAGCGACAGAAUGUGCUUUCUUGAUCAUGUAUUUUCUCGGCAGUGGAGGGCCUCCUACCCUGAUUUUAAGAGCGACGCUCCUGAUGCCAACGGUUUAGGAAGAAGACUCCCUGGUGGGGCGUGGAAUUAUCAUGCAGGCUUGAUACCUUCUUUUUGCCAAUCUAAGAAGGUUUGGGGGGUGGAUGUGGAUGAUAUCUAUGCACCUGUGAACUUCAAGAACCAGCAUUGGAUUGCUAUAUGGAUAUCGAUCCCUAAGAGGCACAUCGUCGUCUGGGACAGCAUUGUCUCUCAUAUUAGCUCUGAAGAACUCGAUGAGGUAAUGGAGCCUUUUGUCACAAUGGUCCCUUAUCUGCUUGUUGAGUGCGCGCUCUCUGACGAACAAAAGGUUCAAUACACAUUGGAGCCAUACACAUAUGCGAGACAAACCGUUGGAGUACCUCAGUGCCGAGCUGGUGAUUGUGGCACCUUCACUCUGAAGUACAUCGAAUGUCAUGCUCUUGGGAUAGAAUUUCCCACCGCGUUUGACAAAAAACACGGGAAGACCAUCAGGGAGAAGAUGGUGCUGGAUAUAUUUCGAGAGCUUCCUAUGUGCCAUGAAUGGGAAAACCAAGACAAUGAUGAGAACCUGGCAACGUAUGAUUAG